GACAGCUGUUUAGUGGGACCGGUUCUCUCGCGCGGUUCAUUUCCGAGAGCGGCUCGUAGGCCCGGCAUUUUUAUCGGUCGAUCGGCCCGGUGUACACGGUCCCUCGAUCUCCCCGGUCGGAUCUACCGCAGUCGGUGUGCCACGGUCGCUCGAUCACGAUCCGAAGGGCCGGAGUCUACUUUAAGGGCGACGCCGGAGCCCUCGGAAUCGAUCCUACGUCGGCAAAAUGGCGCCCGGAGGGUACGCGAUCCCGGUUACGGUGACGUUAAUGAUGGUCUACACGGGCCUGGCGGACAACACCUGGCCGUCCUGCGUCGGCAAGACUAUUCUCAGAUCCGGCGGCUUAUCUUGCGAGGAGAAGCAGGCCAUUCUGGACGAGCAUAACCGGCUGAGACAGCUGGUGGCUCUGGGACAGAUCCACGGCCAGCCGGGGGCUGCGAACAUGAGAGAAAUGGUGUGGGACGACGAAUUAGCAGCCGUCGCUCAGAGGUGGGCGGAUCGAUGCGCGGAAAUGCACGACAAUUUGCGAAACGUUCAAAGAUUCGCGGUGGGCCAGAACAUAGCCAGAACGUGGACGACGAGGUCCCCAGGGCCGUACGACGACCAGCCGAACUGGAGGCAGCGGAUCUACGACUGGUUCAAAGAGGUGCAACACUAUCGCGCCGGUUACAGCGACGAGACCGGUCACUAUACCCAGCUCGUCUGGGGCGACACGUUCCUCCUGGGCUGCGGGUACUCGUUCUACUACGAUCCCGCGCGCGGCUAUACGAAGAAUUAUGUUUGCAACUACGGUCCCAGCGGCAACGUGCUCGGCUUUCAACCGUACCAAUCGGGACAGCCGGCUUGCGGCACCUACGGGAUGUCUUAUUCGAAUCGAUACGCAGGACUCUGCGCUCGCGGCAGCUACUAUCAUCUGGGCGCCUACUGUGCUUAUGGUUAACGGCCAACGUCCCCUCUGAAAUCGUGCGAGUUCGAGGAAAAGCGUGAUUUCCCUAUCGAAGCUCCUCGCCGAAGAAGAAUAGCGAAAAGGACACGCAGGGUUGCCAUUUUCUGUGUCACGAUACAAUGUUUCUGAAACCGAAUUGCCCCGAAAGCAAUUAUUGCAACUGGAAGCGUAGCAAAUUGAUUUCUCGAUCGAGCGAAAAAUGGCGGGGUUGUUGCGGUUGCCUCGGUAUCGGGGCCACGGUUUGAGAGACACUGGUCUAGUUAACCUUUUCUAGUCUGCGAAAGAUAGUCUGUGUACCGUAGUGUAUAGUUAACAAACGAAAGUUAAGAAAGCCGUGUGAAUAAGUUAGGGGGUCAGCGGUGGGGAAAAAUAAAGCGUUGAAAAGACCGUAAUCUGGCGCUGGGGGAUGAAACGGGGGAGCUGUGCAACAUGCUGGUAGGCUGUUGCACCCCGCGCACCAUGCAUUUCUCAUCGCGUCCCUUACGUGACCCUGCCACGCAUAAAUAUUUAAAAGCCACAAAGAUACGGUGCACGCUUUUUUUUCCCCCAACCCUCUGCAACCCUCCUGCACGUUGAUUACACUCGGCGCGAGCUGUUUCGAUUAAUUUCAGCCGUGCCGGGAACCUAUCAUCAUUGAAUUGUCAUUAAGAACGAUGACUGUACGCGCGUCGACCGCUAUCGUUAAUAAUCUGAAGUAUUUAUUGACAAAGUAUUGUAAAUACGUAGCUGUUACGUUCGAAAUAUUUUUAAUAAAUGCGUGCAAUAAUAA
Megalopta genalis is the source of this 1715-nucleotide messenger RNA. Its product is annotated as venom allergen 5. Gene Ontology annotation, cellular component: extracellular region. NCBI's taxonomy places the organism in Eukaryota, Metazoa, Arthropoda, Insecta, Hymenoptera, Halictidae. The record is from RefSeq and is a predicted model, not a curated record.